This is a messenger RNA of Lipotes vexillifer (Yangtze River dolphin), 2971 nucleotides long. RefSeq names its product ADAM metallopeptidase with thrombospondin type 1 motif 4 (gene ADAMTS4). Gene Ontology annotation, molecular function: metalloendopeptidase activity. The coding region runs from base 427 to 2931 and encodes 834 amino acids. Gene Ontology annotation, biological process: extracellular matrix organization; proteolysis. NCBI's taxonomy places the organism in Eukaryota, Metazoa, Chordata, Mammalia, Artiodactyla, Lipotidae. Gene Ontology annotation, cellular component: extracellular matrix. The transcript is spliced from 9 exons. The record is from RefSeq and is a predicted model, not a curated record.
AGAACUCACAGGGAGACCCACAGACACAUAGACACGGGAGAGAGAGGAGGAGAAAGACAGAAACAAAGGCACGGCGGAAGGAGGCAGAGAGAGGACAGGCACAGAAGCGAAGCCAGACAGAGUCUGAGGGAGUGCAAAGGGAGAGGCCAAAGAAGCUACAGAAGACACAGGCAGGGAGAAACAAAGAUCCGGGAGAGGAGGGUGUGGGAGAGUUUGGAGGAACCAGACCACUAGGCACCUCUCCUAAGCCUAAGGGCCAAGUUUUCUCCAUCUCCUCUGAAGGUCCCCAGACCCUCUGAAAAUUCUGCCUCUGACCCUGGCUGGGGUCCGAGCCCCCAAGCUGCAGAGAGGAGUUUUCCAAAGCCAGGGCGGGGAGGACUUGGUGCCCAGACGGCCUCAGUCCCUCCCAGCUUCAGCACCAGUGCCAUGUCCCGGACGGACCCGCAUCCCGGGAGGGGCUUGGCGGAGUGCUGCCUGUGGGGAAUCCAACCCCGCCUGCUGCUCCCCAGCGUGCCCGUCUCCGAGCUGCUUCUGCUGCUGCUGGCCUCCCUCCUGCCCUCAGCCUGGCCGGCCAGCCCCCUCCCACGGGAGGAGGAGAUAGUGUUUCCAGAGAAGCUCAACGACAGUGUCCUGCCUGGUUUGGACACCCCUGCCAGGCUGUUGUACCGCUUGCCAGCCUUUGGGGAGACGCUGCUACUAGAGCUGGAGCAGGACCCCGGCGUGCGGGUGGAAGGGCUGACGGUGCAAUACCUGGGCCGGGCGCCUGAGCUCCUGGGCGGGGCAGAGCCGGGCACCUACCUCACUGGCACCAUCAACGGAGAUCCGGAGUCGGUGGCAUCUCUGCACUGGGAUGGGGGAGCUCUGUUAGGGGUGCUGCAGUAUCGAGGGACCGAACUCCACAUCCAGCCCCUGGAAGGAGGCACCCCUAACUCUGCUGGUGGGCCUGGGGCUCACAUCCUACGCCGGAAGAGUCCUGCCAGCGGCCAGGGCCCCAUUUGCAACGUCCAGGCUCCUCCCGGGAACCCCGGUUCCAGCCCACGAAGAGCCAAGCGCUUUGCUUCACUGAGUAGAUUUGUGGAGACCCUGGUGGUGGCAGAUGACAAGAUGGCGGCAUUUCACGGUGCUGGGCUAAAGCGCUACCUGCUGACGGUCAUGGCAGCAGCGGCCAAGGCCUUCAAGCACCCAAGCAUCCGCAACCCUGUCAGCUUGGUGGUGACUCGGCUAGUGAUUCUGGGGCCAGGUGAGGAAGGGCCCCAAGUAGGGCCCAGUGCCGCCCAGACCCUGCGCAGCUUCUGUGCCUGGCAGCGAGGACUCAACACCCCCGAGGACUCGGACCCUGACCACUUUGACACGGCCAUUCUGUUUACCCGUCAGGACCUGUGUGGGGUCUCUACUUGUGACACUCUAGGCAUGGCUGAUGUGGGCACUGUGUGUGACCCAGCUCGGAGCUGUGCUAUCGUGGAGGAUGAUGGGCUCCAGUCAGCCUUCACUGCUGCUCAUGAACUGGGCCAUGUCUUCAACAUGCUCCAUGACAACUCAAAGCCAUGUGUUGGUCUGAAUGGGCCUGGGAGUACCUCCCGCCAUGUCAUGGCUCCUGUGAUGGCUCACGUGGAUCCCGAGGAGCCCUGGUCCCCCUGCAGUGCCCGCUUCAUCACUGACUUCCUGGACAAUGGCUAUGGGCACUGUCUCUUAGACAAGCCAGAGGCUCCCCUGCAUCUGCCUGUGACUUUCCCCGGCAAGGACUACGAUGCUGACCGCCAAUGCCAGCUGACCUUUGGGCCUGACUCACGCCAUUGUCCGCAGCUGCCGCCGCCCUGUGCUGCCCUCUGGUGCUCUGGCCAUCUCAAUGGCCACUCCAUGUGCCAGACCAAGCAUUCACCCUGGGCUGAUGGUACCCCCUGUGGGCCCGCACAGGCCUGUAUGGGUGGCCGCUGCCUCCACGUGGACCAGCUCCAGGACUUCAAUAUCCCACAGGCUGGUGGCUGGGGCCCCUGGGGAUCAUGGGGUGACUGCUCUCGGAGCUGUGGAGGUGGUGUCCAGUUCUCUUCCCGGGACUGCACACGGCCCAUCCCCCGGAAUGGCGGCAAGUACUGUGAGGGCCGCCAUACCCGCUUUCGUUCCUGCAAUACCCAGGACUGCCCAACUGGCUCAGCACUGACCUUCCGUGAAGAGCAGUGUGCUGCCUACAACCACCGCACUGACCUCUUCAAGAACUUCCCAGGGCCCAUGGACUGGGUUCCUCGCUACACAGGUGUGGCGCCCCGGGACCAGUGCAAACUCACCUGCCAGGCCCGGGCACUGGGCUACUACUAUGUGCUGGAGCCACGGGUGGUAGAUGGGACCCCCUGUUCUCCAGACAGCUCCUCAGUCUGUGUCCAGGGCCGCUGCAUCCAUGCCGGCUGUGACCGCGUCAUUGGCUCCAAAAAGAAAUUUGACAAGUGCAUGGUGUGCGGUGGGGAUGGUUCUAGCUGCAGCAAGCAGUCUGGCUCCUUCAGAAAAUUCAGGUACGGAUACAACGAUGUGGUCACCAUCCCCGCAGGGGCCACCCACAUCCUGGUCCGGCAGCAGGGUACCCCUGGUGUGCGGAGCCUCUACCUGGCCCUGAAGCUCCCCGAUGGCUCCUAUGCCCUCAAUGGUGAAUACACGCUGAUACCCUCCCCCACAGACGUGGUCCUGCCCGGGGCAGUCAGCUUGCGCUACAGCGGGGCCACUGCAGCCUCGGAGACACUGUCCGGCCACGGGCCCCUGGCUCAGCCCUUGACGCUGCAGGUCCUGGUGGCUGGCAACCCUCAGAACGUACGCCUCCGCUACAGCUUCUUUGUGCCCUGGCCCGCCCCUUCAACGCCACGCCCCCCUCCCCAGGACUGGCUGCACCGCAAGGCACAGAUUCUGGAGAUCCUCCGGCGGCGCUCCUGGGUGGGCAGGAAAUAACCUCACCGUCCCGGAUGCCCUUUCUGGGCACCGGGGCCUC